Saprolegnia parasitica CBS 223.65 is the source of this 861-nucleotide messenger RNA. RefSeq lists its product as hypothetical. Bases 12 to 776 code for a protein of 254 amino acids. The record is from RefSeq and is a predicted model, not a curated record. Gene Ontology annotation, cellular component: cytoplasm. Gene Ontology annotation, biological process: protein folding. The transcript is spliced from 7 exons. NCBI's taxonomy places the organism in Eukaryota, Oomycota, Saprolegniomycetes, Saprolegniales, Saprolegniaceae.
AUCUUGACAGCAUGCAAUCGCGGUACGACGACGCCUUGAUGGGCAUCGUGCAGAAGGAAGGCAGCAUCCACGGUCUUCUGCACGUCUUCUUCGACUUCCUCCACCGCAACACGGACUUCUACGUCGUCUCGGACAACCCGCAGCGCCAAAUGGGCUUUGCCCCCGGCGUCGCCCAGAACCUCGUGCUUCAGUCGUUUCAGCGCUUUCCAAUGAAGCCGCUCGAGCAUGCGCCGCCGGCCACGACGGUGCGGCCACCGCCCUCAAAGCAGCCCGACGCCCGCCCAAUGGCGCUGACCGACGACGGCAAGCAAGUACCGGAAGGCAACGGCGGGCGAACAGACAAAUAUUCGUGGACGCAGUCGCUGCAAGAGCUCACAGUGACGAUUCCAGUCCCCGCAGGCACCAAGUCCAGAGACCUCGACGUGCGCAUGACGAGUGCCUCGGUACACGUUGCCAUCAAGGGCCACAGUGCGCCGCUGGUCCACGGGACGUUUCCGGGAAAAAUCAAAGUUGAAGAGUCGCUGUGGUCGCUCGACUCGAGCGAAGCAGUUGUCUUGUCGCUUGAAAAAGCAACGCCCAAGACGUGGUGGAAGUCCGUACUCGAGGGCGAUGCUGAGAUUGACACGACCAAAGUCGACUCGACCAUGCACAUCAGCGAGUACGACCCUGUGACGCAAGGCGCGAUUCGCAAAGUCAUGUACGAACAACGGCACGGAGGCGGCGGGGCGUCCGACGCCACGAUCCCUUCGAUGAACGACGGCUCCCCACGGCUCUAGAUACACUGCACUCUAGUCGAAGCGAUCCGGUAGAUUGUAGUGUGAUACAACGGCAAUCAUCCAGUAUAUUGCAGCGUGCAGAAGG